Molecule: messenger RNA, 639 nt
Organism: Peromyscus leucopus (white-footed mouse)
Lineage: Eukaryota; Metazoa; Chordata; Mammalia; Rodentia; Cricetidae
Gene: Chmp4a
Product: charged multivesicular body protein 4A
Biological process (GO): vesicle budding from membrane; late endosome to vacuole transport via multivesicular body sorting pathway
Cellular component (GO): cytoplasmic side of plasma membrane; ESCRT III complex; multivesicular body
Source: RefSeq, a predicted model, not a curated record
AUGCCCUGGAUGGAUUGGCCAAGUGGAAAGAAAUGCACUCGCCGACUUUUCGGGAGGGGUGAGGAAGAGAGGAGUCUAACUCCUGAAGAAGCAAUAUCAAAACCAAAGAAGACAGAAGACCUUCUGAUCAAACAGGGAUUUCUGGAACAGAGGAUUCAACAGGAGCGAUAAACAGCCAGAGAGCAUGAGACCAAGAAUGAGCAGGCCACCCUGCAGGCUUUGUGGAGAAAGAAAAGGUUAGAACAGAAACUGGCACAAACUGAUGGGAGGUUGUCCGCCCUGGACGUUCAGCCAGAGGCCAUUGAGAAUGCCACCACCAAUGCAGAAGGGGACCUGGGCACUAGGAGCGUGGCUUUGUAUCUUGUUCUUCAUGACAUUGACAAGGUAGAGGAACUGCUGGGUGACAUCACAGGACAACAGCAGCUGGCCCAGCACGUAUCAGAUGCCACUCCUUGCCCUAUGGGUUCUGGAGAUGGUGUGGAUGAGGAUGAACUGCUGCAAGAUCUAGAGGAGCUGGAGCAAGAGGAAUUAACUCAGGAGUGAAGCGUGGGCAGCAAGGAGGAAGAACCCCUGGUCAGAUUGUCUCGUGUACCUUACACAGGUCUGCCUGCAGGGCCAGUACCCAGAACACUUCGUUAA